Podospora pseudopauciseta is the source of this 1817-nucleotide messenger RNA. RefSeq lists its product as uncharacterized. Bases 98 to 1759 code for a protein of 553 amino acids. The record is from RefSeq and is a predicted model, not a curated record. The transcript has 2 exons. Gene Ontology annotation, molecular function: serine hydrolase activity. NCBI's taxonomy places the organism in Eukaryota, Fungi, Ascomycota, Sordariomycetes, Sordariales, Podosporaceae.
CGAUGAUAUUGAGACAGAUCUUGCUCGAACUCUGAGUUUGGAGCUAUUCCCGGCCCACACCUCCAUCAUCAGUUUUCUUGUACCAAAAGUUGUCGUCAUGUCCGAACAGACCCCUAUUCUCCAACACCCAACCAUUGGGCCAAUUCGUGGGGUGGUGAAGAAAGUCGGCGUUACACAGUUUCUUGGUGUUCAGUAUGCGACCUUGAAAGAUCGCUUCUCACGUGCUGAGCUCUUGAACUCGUACCCAUCAGACCACCCCCGUGUCCAAUACGGCAUCUUUGACGCAACAACCCUCGCGCCCAUUCCAUUGAGCCCAGCGAACGGCUGCCAAUGGGAGCACGCACUGAUUCAGCAGUCUCUGGAGUCUCCAGAGUUUGGGCAGUCAGACACGGAAUGUCUGACACUCAACAUCGCUGUACCUGAUCUCCAGGCAGACGGUCCUGAAUGGCCAGUUUUGGCCCUUGUCCAUGGCGGUGCCUUUGCGACGGGGAGCAGUUCUUACCCACAGUAUGAUCUCGCUCGUAUCGUCCAGAGAAGUGUCAAGAUUGGGAAGCCAAUCAUUGCUGUGGGUAUCAAUUACCGAUUGGGUGUCCCUGGCUUCCUCUACUCUUCUGCCAUGAAGGCUGCAGGCUACAAGCCAAACAACGGCCUUGAUGACCAGAGACAGGGCUUGCUCUGGAUCAAACACCACAUUGCAGGGUUCGGUGGUGAUGAGCACCGCGUAACCUAUAUUGGCGAGAGUUCGGGGGCGGCAUCGGGCACUUUCCAUCUCCACUCCAAGGAGCCGUUGUUCAACCAGCUGAUUUCGAUGAGCGGUUCCUCUCUGGUCAAAGCCAAGCAGCCAGAACUUGCCGAGGGGUCGUUUAAGAGGGCGUUGCAGCUUCUUGACAUUUCAGAAACUGACGAGACGGCCCAAGUUCAGCGACUGUUGACGGUCCCGAUGGAGGAUAUCAGGGAGAAGAUUGCACGCAAAGUGCCAAUGGCGCCCAUUGUCGAUGGCGACUUGAUUCCAAGAACCACAUCCUAUGCUCAGAUGGCCGACCCAGCUCGGACAGCAGAGUUGUUCCCAGGAAUGCAAUGGUGCAAGCGAAUCAUGUUUGGCGAUUGUAAGAUGGAUGGCAACGCCUACGGCCCAAGAUUGGCUGCUACAGUAGACAUAAUGCCCAAGACUAUGGCGACUUUCCUGGCUGCCACUCUGGAUCCCAUCGACCGAGAGCUGGCGCCCAAAAUCGUCUCUGGGUAUGGCCUCAACGCUUCCGCCACCGCCAACUCGCAAGAGUCUCUCAAGGCUGUUCUCGACCUCGCAACCGACAUUUGCUUUGGGCUUGGAGCGAGAACCUUCGUCAGGUCUUGGUCGCAGGCCGGGCUCGAGGCAUUCCUGUGCCACUUCAACGUUCCGAACCCUUGGGAUGGGCCGUGGAAGGGCCAUGCGACGCACAUCCUCGACAUCGUGUUUGUCCUGCAGAACUACCGUGAGCUUCUUCCUGUUGGCCAGCAAAAGGCAGGCGACCAGCAGACCGAGGACGCCAUUGCUUUCAUCCAUGGCGAGGCUCCUUGGCCAGCGUACAAGAUAGGGGCACAAGAGGGCGCUAUGGUGUAUUACGCUCCUGAGCAGGGUGAAGAGGACCAGUCUCGGUUUGUCUCUGGCGAGAUCCCUGAAGAGACUGGGCGAAGAGACAUUUUGCAGAAGCUCAUGAAGCAAGAGGUGCUGGACAAGGUAAUGGACGCUUGGGACCUCUUCAUGAAGGGCCCGAAAUAGGAAAAAAAAAGAAGUAGCCUAGAUUUGCUUCGAUAGUUUCUCAAUGGAUGUCAUCGCC